AUGACGCAGGUCUUGUCGAAAUGUGAAAAGUUGCCGGAUAUUUCGAGACCAAGAUGGGACCAGAACACGUUUCAAGGCAGAAUGUAUCAUUUUUUCACUACUGCCAACUGUUUGAAUCUCUUCGCAAGUAAUUCAAAACUGGAAAGAGCUCGAAACAUCGUCUUGGAGUACAAACAAGGAAAGUAUGAUCCGAAUAUGACUGUAAACGAGUUAUGGAAAGCAAAGACACUCUACGAUUCAGCGUUUCAUCCAGACACCGGAGAGAAAAUGUUCAUAUUGGGAAGAAUGAGUGCUCAAGUACCAUGUAAUAUGGUUAUUACUGGUGGAAUGCUCACUUUUUAUCAAAAAUUGCCUCAUGUUAUUUUCUUCCAUUGGAUCAAUCAAUCUUUCAAUGCAAUCGUGAACUACACGAACCGAAGUGGAACUCAUAAACAAGAUGAUCGGACUCUGUUUCUUUCAUAUUGCGGAGCCACUACUGGCGCUCUUUCUUGUGCACUUUCCUUCAAUUUUCUCCUCAAAAAAUGGAAAAAUGCUCCUCCGAUUCUCGCACGUCUUGUACCAUUCGCAGCUAUCGCUUUUGCCAAUGCUAUAAAUAUUCCAAUGAUGAGAAACAAAGAAUUCACAAACGGCAUUCCAGUCGAAGACGCUGACGGUAGGACAAUGGGAUUCUCAACCGUUGCCCCGGAAUACGCGAUUCCUCAAGUUGUUCUUAGUCGUGUUGGAAUGGCUGUACCCAAUAUGGUUCUCGGUCCGGUGAUUCUGGAGCAGAUCUCGAAAGCUGCUUGGUAUACUCCACCAAUGGCUGCUCCCCUUCAAACAUUGCUUUGUGGUUUCAUGCUCGCCUUCUCAACUCCAAUUUGCUGCGCUCUUUUCCCACAGAAAAGUUCCAUUCAAGUAGAUCAUCUAGAGUUGUCAUUGCAGGAGCACAUCAACAAACUUCCAAAUCCCCCGAAAGUUGUAUACUAUAAUAAGGGAUUGUAG
Caenorhabditis remanei is the source of this 981-nucleotide messenger RNA. RefSeq lists its product as uncharacterized. Gene Ontology annotation, molecular function: monoatomic ion transmembrane transporter activity. The record is from RefSeq and is a predicted model, not a curated record. The coding region runs from base 1 to 981 and encodes 326 amino acids. Gene Ontology annotation, biological process: monoatomic ion transport; serine import into mitochondrion. Gene Ontology annotation, cellular component: mitochondrial inner membrane. The transcript is spliced from 4 exons. Lineage: Eukaryota; Metazoa; Nematoda; Chromadorea; Rhabditida; Rhabditidae.